AUGAGUGGGCGAAAGCGAAGUAAAGCUCAAUCCUCAACUUCGAGUGCUGAAAAAGAACCCGAUGAAACCUAUCUUCAGAAACGACAACGAAAUAAUGAAGCUGUUAAUCGAACAAGACAGAAAAAAAGGCAAGAAGAGACCGAAACUACGGCCAAAGUGGAGGAGUUGCGGCAGGAAAAUGAGCAACUUGAACGGAAGGUUGAAUCUCUACAGAAGGAGCUCACGUUUUUGAAAGAAAUGUUUGUAGCUUAUGCUAACGGGAACAAAAAUAAACCAAAAGAAGACGAACCCAGUAAAAAAGAAUAA
This is a messenger RNA of Auanema sp. JU1783, 306 nucleotides long. The record is from the annotation of a GenBank genome assembly. NCBI's taxonomy places the organism in Eukaryota, Metazoa, Nematoda, Chromadorea, Rhabditida, Rhabditidae.